This is a messenger RNA of Thalassophryne amazonica, 1006 nucleotides long. It is a transcript of the gene ca4c, whose product is annotated as carbonic anhydrase IV c. Bases 69 to 983 code for a protein of 304 amino acids. The transcript is spliced from 8 exons. Gene Ontology annotation, cellular component: plasma membrane. Gene Ontology annotation, molecular function: carbonate dehydratase activity; zinc ion binding. NCBI's taxonomy places the organism in Eukaryota, Metazoa, Chordata, Actinopteri, Batrachoidiformes, Batrachoididae. The record is from RefSeq and is a predicted model, not a curated record.
AGCUGUCGAGCAGGUCAGAGAGGCUAGGUGGUCUGUCUGGAUCUCCUCUGGUUGGAUCUCCUGUCCUGAUGAUGGACUCUUUCCUGGUUCUGCUCUCUCUGCUCUCUCAGUGCACAGCUCAGUGGUGCUACCAGACUCAGUACUCCUGUGACGACACCUGCAGAGACCCCAGUCGCUGGCCAGCCCAGUUUCCAAGAUGCGGAGGAUUACGCCAGUCACCGAUCAACAUUGCAACCAGCAAAGUGCACGUCAACAGUGCACUGCUACCCUUCAACUUCAUUGGUCACACCAGCAGGAUCAACAUUACAGCGGAAAACAAAGGACACUCUGCUCACUUUUCUCUGCCGCAGUCGGUCCAACUAACCGGAGGAGCUCUGGCGGGUCGCUAUCGGGCCGCUCAGUUCCACUUCCACUGGGGAGGAGAUGGCAAACCAGGAUCAGAGCACACGAUCGAUGGAGAGCGAUUCCCCAUGGAGAUGCACAUCGUUCACUUUAAGGAGCCAUAUGGUUCCCUUGCGGAGGCGGAACACGAUAUGGCAGGAAUUGCUCUGCUGGCCUUCCUGUUCGAGGAAACUACAGAUGACCAUCCUCACAUGGAUGCAGUAAUAUCUGCUUUGGGCCAUGUACAAAAUAACGGUAGCACCACCGUGAUCCCAAAUUUCCGCCUCAGUGACCUUAUCCCACCUGCGAAGGACCUCCAUGGUUACUAUCGCUAUGUGGGCUCCAUGACAACACCGGGAUGUGAACAGGCAGUGGCCUGGACGGUGUUCCACAAGACGCUGCCCAUCAGUAGCCGUCAGUUGGUGGCAAUAACUCAACAGUGCCGAUUUUGGACGGGACAACCCAUGACGGACAUCUUCCGGCCUACGCAGCCUUUGGAUGGCAGAGUUGUGUACCGGUCCGAGGCGGGUGCAGUUGUGUCGACUCUGAUCCACUUCUUGUUUGGCAUUUUGUCAUCACUCAGGACAGUGAAUCUGAUAUAGUGACUUGACAUGGGUGAACAAAA